Messenger RNA from Ylistrum balloti, 678 nucleotides. RefSeq lists its product as uncharacterized. Bases 1 to 678 code for a protein of 225 amino acids. The record is from RefSeq and is a predicted model, not a curated record. The transcript has 4 exons. Lineage: Eukaryota; Metazoa; Mollusca; Bivalvia; Pectinida; Pectinidae.
AUGCAGUUUAGUUUGGGUUACACGGCUACCGUCACCAUAGUUUUAAUCCUACUCCUGGUUUUGAUAAGAACGACGGUUUCAUCCUGUCCUAGCGGUCCUGUUUUUACACACCAACACCUACACGUGGCAGAUUUGGAUGUGUUUACCACAGACACGUCACUAUCCUGCACCCAGUCUACCGGAAUCUCAUCUGUUCCUGUGUGCUACGUAGAUUCUCUGAAUGAGUUGAUGACACAGGCCGAAUAUGUCCUCCAAGAAGCAGUAAAUGAGCUUAGCGAUACGAUACUGAUGCAGAGAGACGUCUGUGAAAUGAGUCCAUACGACCAUAAUGGAUUUCAAAGUGGCAUUAGCAUGUCAGACACACUUAUCAACGGAAUUGAACUGAUGUCAGAAAUAGCAUUGAACAUGACCAUUAUAAAUUGUCAUCAACAUUCCAGAUUGUUAAACGAGCGUAGGUUUAAUGUCCACCAGCCCAUCCGAUCUGUGAUAUGCGAGAUGAAGAAACUAAUGCGAUUUGCUAGACCGAUUGAACCAAGCAAAUUCCGAGCCAGCAUUUCCUUUAUGGAGAUGGACCGUUCAGAUACCACUAUCUUCACAUGUCGCAAUCUGAGAAGAGCAAUAGCCGCUAUAACACACCUUAGAAAUGACAUUAAUAUCGAUUUCGAAAAUCUUCAAUAA